This is a messenger RNA of Misgurnus anguillicaudatus (oriental weatherfish), 3296 nucleotides long. The record is from RefSeq and is a predicted model, not a curated record. Lineage: Eukaryota; Metazoa; Chordata; Actinopteri; Cypriniformes; Cobitidae.
UGAGUCUGUAUCAGAUUUUGAGGAGUAAUCAAUUGUUUGGAGAUUGUUAAUGGACGUUUCUGAGUGAGAACGACAGUGAACACUCAGGAACCCUGACCUUUAACCUGAUACCACAGCAUACCCAUCAUCUGACCCCAGAACAGUCUGAAGCUGAGAGCACACUGAAGUGUAACAGGUUUCUUUUGCUGUGAUUGAGGAGAGAUGGAUGAGAGAGCAGGAGAUCCCCGACCACCUGUGAUGUUGUCAAUGUUGAAGGAGGAACCCGAACUGAAAUAAAAACCUACGCCCAUGUGAGCAGCAGCGGUGGUCCCGAGCGUCAGCGCCAGAGAAAUCUCAACGGCACCAUUCCAGCGUUCUGCUGCGGAUCAGGCGACGGGCAUGUGAGAAGAUGUCCGUGGGAGGCUGCGCGUGUCCCGGCUGUUCCUCCAAGUCUUUCAAGCUGUACUCCCCAAAGGAACCGCCCAACGGCAGUGCUUUCCCCCCCUUCCACCCCGGCACCAUGCUGGACAGAGACGUGGGCCCGACGCCCAUGUAUCCCCCCACAUACCUGGAGCCAGGAAUUGGGAGACACACGCCGUAUGGAAACCAGACAGACUACAGGAUAUUUGAACUCAACAAGCGACUUCAGAACUGGACUGAGGAGUGUGAUAAUCUGUGGUGGGAUGCUUUCACUACUGAAUUCUUUGAAGAUGACGCUAUGCUGACCAUCACAUUUUGUCUGGAGGACGGUCCGAAACGAUACACGAUCGGCCGAACGCUAAUUCCUCGUUACUUCAGGAGCGUGUUUGAGGGCGGAGCCACUGAGCUCUACUACAUCCUCAAGCACCCUAAAGAGUCUUUCCACAACAACUUUGUGUCUCUGGACUGUGAUCAAUGUACGAUGGUCACACAGAACGGCAAACCCAUGUUCACACAGGUGUGCGUGGAGGGUCGUCUGUAUCUGGAGUUUAUGUUUGAUGAUAUGAUGAGGAUAAAGACGUGGCACUUCAGCAUCAGACAGCACAGAGAACUCAUUCCUCGCAGCAUCCUGGCCAUGCACGUCAGUUCCUCUUCCUUUCUCACUCUCAAAGUGUUGGUUUGUUUGUACGUCCUUCCUUAUAAAUGUGUGUUGUUUGUGUCUCAGGCCCAGGACCCACAGAUGUUGGACCAGCUGUCCAAAAACAUCACCAGAUGUGGCCUCUCCAACUCCACCCUCAACUACCUCCGAUUGUGUGUUAUCCUGGAGCCCAUGCAGGAGCUGAUGUCCAGACACAAGACGUACAGUCUGAGUCCCAGAGACUGCCUGAAGACGUGUCUCUUUCAGAAGUGGCAGAGGAUGGUCGCUCCUCCCGCUGAACCGGCCAGACAGGCACCAAGCAAACGACGAAAGCGCAAGAUGUCGGGCGGGAGCACGAUGAGCGCGGGCGGUGGCACCAAUAACAACAGUAACAGCAAGAAGAAGAGUCCUGCAAACAGCUUCCCACUGUCCAGUCAGGUCCCUGAUGUGAUGGUGGUAGGCGAGCCUACUCUGAUGGGGGGAGAGUUCGGUGACGAAGACGAGCGGCUGAUAACGCGGCUGGAGAACACGCAGUUUGACGCCGCCAACGGCAUCGACGACGAGGACAGCUUUAACAACUCGCCCGCGCUGGGUGCCAACAGCCCCUGGAACAACAAGCCUCCGUCCAGCCAGGAGGGGAAGAACGACAACCCCACCUCACAGGCGUCUCAGUGAGACUCAGGGCUGCGGGGCGGGUGAGGCUGGGGAGAGCCAAUGGGAGCGUUGGGAGUCAGAUGGGAAGGAAGAAGAGUUGGUUCAUCUAUGUGCAGAACGGCACCCAGCGCUGGUCUUCCUGUGUUCGCAGGAAAUAAACACAGAGGACCAGAGAUGAGAGCCAGAACAGUUUACACACAAACACACACAGACAGACAGACAGAGGACUCACAGAGUUUCUAAUCAAGCGCUCAUGGUUUUAUUCUUGUUGUUUUAUGGGGUUGAACCUCCUCUGAGGAGCAUGUAGAUAUAGUUCAUUAAGUUAAGAUGGAACGGAGAAACCCUUCGCUGGAAGAAACUGACCGUGUAAAGCGUCAACAUGUCAAACAGGCAACAGAUGAAUCUCUAAAACUUGUCAAGAACACGUCUAGGUCAAAUCGUUUUUCUUCCGAUUAUUUUCAUUACUGUAGUACAGUUUUUCCUUUUAUAAUUUAAAACAUUUUAUUGACAAACACACGCUACAAUAAUGUAUAAAUGGAUACUUUAUUACAAAAAAAACUGAGAAUUGGGCAAGGUAUUGUCAUUAAAAUAAUGAUAGUCCCUAAAAUAGACAUUUUGUUUUGAAGUAUGUUCACGUGUUCUUCACAGAUCUUAGAGAUUCACAUGCAGAUUUAUUUCUGGUCUGGCAUGAGUUCAGGUCUUCCUCUGACGAAUGUUUGAAACUGUGAGCGCGUCACGUUUAAUAGCCUGGAUCCGUUCUUCUUUCAAGUUGACAUUUUGGAGAAUUUUAUCCGUGUUUUAUACCAGCCUCGAUUUCCCUAGAAUGUUUUUAUUUCAUUUCUCUUUUUUUACCGACAACGAAAGCUGCGAACCAAGGAGAAACGGGACCACCGAGGUCCUAAUAGAUUCAACCCUCAGAUUCUAUUGGUUUGUAUUAUUUUUUAAAGAGAGUCAUUUAGUGUGGGCUUUUGAUUCAUUUCUGUGUAUUUGUGCUUGUAUAUUUAAGGUAGUAGCAGAGUUCUGUAAAACUGUAUUGAGAUGUAUUCCUCUUUAGAGUCACAUAAAGCCAUUCUGAUCUAAUGUGUAAAAACAGGAAAAGGUGAAAGAUUAAACACACGAGCUUCGUCUCUUCCCCGUUAUUCAUAUUAUUUCCAUUUGUGUAAAACUGAAUGAGAUCAAGGGCACAAUCUCUGUUGUUUGUUUGGAUUUCAGAUCCAUUUCGUACACAAAAGAGAUGCUUUAAAUGUGUUUGACAUCUUCUGUUUCUGGGUUGUUUAUCAGUCUCUUUACAUACACAUGAAGGUUUGCUUUUAUUUUGUAAAGAGAUGCCAGUUAUGCAUAACUAAAUGUGUUUCUUUAACAAGUUGGCUGUUUUUCUAUCACUCAAUACUGCUGAAAUCUAACUCGGUUGUUUUUACUCUUUCACUUUUUUUCUUUUCUCUGCUGGAUGAGUUUGAAUUAAAGCUCUGCACUUGUAAUUGAAACAAACUGGUGACUUUAACCUUGUAGAUGCCCCUGACUUUGAUAGAGCUUUGUUUUUUUUCCUUAUUUCUGCCCUUGAUUAAAUUAAUGUAUGGAAUCAAUAAAAUAUGAAUUUUCACUUUAA